Lodderomyces oxycetoniae is the source of this 1071-nucleotide messenger RNA. It is a transcript of the gene RAD51, whose product is annotated as recombinase. Gene Ontology annotation, molecular function: ATP hydrolysis activity; single-stranded DNA binding; ATP-dependent DNA damage sensor activity. Gene Ontology annotation, cellular component: condensed nuclear chromosome. Gene Ontology annotation, biological process: double-strand break repair via homologous recombination; mitotic recombination; DNA strand invasion. The coding region runs from base 1 to 1071 and encodes 356 amino acids. The transcript has a single exon. The record is from RefSeq and is a predicted model, not a curated record. Lineage: Eukaryota; Fungi; Ascomycota; Pichiomycetes; Serinales; Debaryomycetaceae.
AUGACACAGUCUGAUAUAGAGGUUCAACUGGAAAGGUUGGAAAGUACCAAUAUUCAUGCGGCAGACGCAGGUGAACCAGUCGAGGACGAGUUGAGUGGUCCUUUGUUAAUUGAACAACUAGAAGGAAAUGGGGUUACUUCAUCAGACAUCAAAAAGUUGAAAGCUGAAGGUUUCCACACUAUCGAGUCUAUUGCAUAUACACCAAGGAGACAGUUGAUGACGGUGAAAGGUAUAAGUGAAGCCAAAGCGGACAAAAUAGCUAAUGAAGCAGCGAAAGUAGUUCCUUUGGGUUUCACAACUGCGUCUGAGUUUCAUUCAAGAAGAUCUGAACUAAUCUGUUUAACUACUGGGUCCAAACAAUUGGAUACUCUAUUAGGUGGAGGUAUUGAAACAGGCAGUAUUACAGAGGUGUUUGGGGAAUUUAGAACUGGUAAAUCUCAAUUAUGCCAUACUUUGGCCGUCACGUGUCAGUUGCCUAUCGAUAUGGGGGGCGGUGAGGGCAAAUGCCUUUAUAUUGAUACAGAAGGAACAUUUAGGCCUAAUAGACUAGUUUCUAUUGCGGAGAGGUAUGGUUUAAACGCAAAUGACUGUUUAGAUAACGUUGCAUACGCAAGAGCGUACAAUGCGGAGCAUCAGCUAAAUUUAUUGCACUUGGCAGCACAAAUGAUGUCGGAGCUGAGAUUCUCGGUGUUGAUAGUUGAUAGUAUAAUGUCAUUGUAUCGUACUGAUUAUGCCGGAAGAGCAGAGUUGAGUGCAAGACAAACACAUGUUGCAAAAUUUAUGAGGACUUUACAAAGAUUAGCUGAUGAGUUUGGCAUUGCUGUUGUUAUUACAAAUCAAGUUGUUGCUCAAGUGGACGGUAUGAGUGGGAUGUAUAAUCCUGAUCCUAAAAAGCCCAUUGGUGGUAACAUCAUUGCUCACUCUUCAACAACAAGAUUGUCAUUUAAAAAGGGAAGAGCAGAAACUAGAAUAUGCAAGAUCUACGAUAGUCCUUGUUUACCUGAAAGUGAAUGUGUCUUUGCCAUAUACGAGGAUGGUAUUGGUGAUCCGAAAGUAGAGGAUGAUGACUAA